Messenger RNA from Drosophila ficusphila, 8476 nucleotides. RefSeq lists its product as uncharacterized. The record is from RefSeq and is a predicted model, not a curated record. NCBI's taxonomy places the organism in Eukaryota, Metazoa, Arthropoda, Insecta, Diptera, Drosophilidae. Gene Ontology annotation, molecular function: protein-cysteine S-palmitoyltransferase activity. The transcript has a single exon. Gene Ontology annotation, biological process: peptidyl-L-cysteine S-palmitoylation; protein targeting to membrane. Gene Ontology annotation, cellular component: endoplasmic reticulum; Golgi apparatus. Bases 545 to 3469 code for a protein of 974 amino acids.
GUUUGAAAAAAACAAACAAAAGUGAAGAUGGAGAUAUAAAUAAAAAUAAAAGUUUGCGUCUGUAAAAGAGAAAGCCAAUAAAAAGCAGUAACAAUAAAAGCCAGACAAUGUAAAUAGAGACAAAACGGUAAAUAAGGACAUUUAAUAAAUCAAAUAAAAUGUCGAACUUGGACUUUGAAAGAUAAAAAAGAAAAGCAGUAAACACAAAAAGAAAUAUUUUUUACACGAAAUUAAAUGUUCAAUAUUUUACCCCAAGUGGAAUCCCAAUUAAGCAAAAUAAAAGAACUGUUAAAUACUAAUUUAAACUAAAGCGUUAAAUUUACGCAUUUAAAUUAAUCAAACACAGAAAGUAAAUCCGUCUAAUAUGGUAAAAAACCGCUUGGGAAUUAUAUGAAGCCCUUCCACAGAAGGAUUGCAUCAUCCGUUGAGGGCGUGGCUAAGCAUCAAAUGUAAUGUUCAGCUGCCAAGCAGGAACGUUCAUCACUCAUACAUCAUCUUCAUUACCACUAUCAUCCGAGCCAUCUUCUCCGGACCCAACAACACGAUGUCCACAUCAGCAGCAGGGCUGAAGCCGGCACCCAAAGGAGCCAACGGAGUCAGGACGCCGGAGACCACGGACCACAUCAUAACCAUCAGCACUGCCAGUUUGACGGAGUCGGGCAGCGAGGAGCCCGUCAAGGGAGUAGUCACCCCAGUAAGAGGGCCCCAGAUCCUGGGCAGCGUUGCUAACCAAGAAGCUAUCACCCCGGAAGCACAGCUUAAGGAACCAGGGAAGCACCGCCACCUCUGUCGGCUAUCGCAGCUGGUGAGCUACCAGAACAACAUCGCCGAUGUGCAGCACCGGAAGGGGCGACGCCUCCACGGACUCCAGCUGCCUCUGCAUCCCCUUCAGCUGUUUGGCUGGCUGGUGCUGCUCCUGUUCGGAGUGGCCAGCUACUGGGUGCUCAUCCCGGCCUUCCAUGCGCCCUUCCAGGGACCACUUUACGGUCUGAUCACGGGCCUCUACCUGGUGCACAUCGCCUCGCACCUGACCGCGCUGCUCACAGAUCCGGCGGACAAGGAGCUGCGGCGGGUGCACCGCAACGACCGGAUCGUGCCGGAGUUCGACCGCACGAAGCACAGCCACGUGAUCGAGAACGGGCGGUGCCACCUGUGCAACAUCCGCACCUCUUCGAGCCGCACCAAGCACUGCUCCGUGUGCAACAAGUGCGUGGGCAAGUUCGACCACCACUGCAAGUGGCUGAACCACUGCAUCGGGUCCCGCAACUAUGUGGCCUUUCUGAUGUGCGUGGUCAGCGCGGUGGUGGCCACCCUGGUCAUUGUGGCCGCCGUGGUGGCCCAGAUCGUCUUCUACUACGUCCAGCCGGAGUGGCUGAGCUUCUACUGGUGCCGGAUAGGCGGCCCCGGGGCGGAGACGAGCCACCCGCUGGACGGCGGCGACUACAUAAACAUCACCCUGAGCCUGGGCAACGGCACCAUGAUGCUGAUGGAGCAGCAGCCGGAGGAGGAACGUGCCGAAAGGGCGGACGAGGAGCUGGCCAACUUGACCAUCUCCACACUGCCCACGCUCCUGGAGAACUUCACUGCCCUGAUAGAGGCCAGCACCACGCAGCCGGGGAUCAGCCUCACCAACCUCACGGUCACCCAGCCUGUGGUGGGGGGAAUCGGCGUGAACGAGACCAUUUUCCUGCUCCUCCUGGGAGUCCUGGGACUGCUGGCCGCCGUUAGUGCGGGCCUGCUGCUCCAUCUCUGCUUCUUUCACAUCUACAUCUCGUUCCUGGGCCUGACCACGUACGAGUACAUCAGGAACCACCGGCAGGCGCAGGAGGCCAAGGCGAAGCAGCUGUUGGACGGAGCCCCCAGCCAGGUGGCCAAGAACGGAGGCGUUCACUUCUCGGCUUCCCUGCCCGAGUCGCACAAUCCGUCCAAGUCGUUGCCGGCUGGCCAGCAGCUGUACUGCUGCUCCAGUGCCCCUCAUCCCGGCCAGCAGUCGCCGGAGGCCGUGGGCCAAACGGAGCAAUCGCUGCGACUGCACUGCUGCGCCAGUUCCAGGGAGUUCCACCAGAGCCGGCAGGCCAUCUACGUCUGCUCGCUGCUGGAGGAGGCGGUGCCGCAGGUGCAGGUGGAGCAGGACACGCUCAGCAGCUUCCACUGCUGCUCCAGCUUCGCGGCCAGCUCCGUGCAGCGGCGGGUGAGCGUGGCCAAGGGAUCGCUGAUCUCAGCGGAGCCGCGUCCCCAGCGACCGGCGACCUACCUGCAGUACACGGAGCAGUGCACCCUCUGCACCUUCCGCCUGCGGAGGGGAUCCGGGGCGGCGGGCUCCUCGGGAGCCGUGAGCAGCGCCGGCGGCAGCAGCAGCACCCGCACCCUGACCAGCCAGACCGGGGGAUCCUCCUCCUCGGCGACGGCGGCCGGGAACAUCUCGAAGCACCAACGCUGGCGCAGGAAAUGGAACUGCUGCGCCUCCGUGCCGGACAGUCCCGAUGUGCCCAACGAUCUCCUGGCCGCCCUGACGUUCCGCGAGCGCGAGGAGGCGGCCGCCGCGGCCAAGCUGAACGCCCAGGAGCUGCCCAUCCAGUUCAUCCGCACCCUGAACGGCGGCUUGGACCAGGAGCUGCCCCUGAAGGCAACUGCGACGGCCACGCCCACGCCGCCCAGAAGCUCCCGACUGAGGCACAUGCUGCGCAUGCUGGGACGCUACCGAAGACCCCGCUGUCGCCACGGGACGCACCACGGAGUCGCCGGCAAGGACCACCAGAACCACGGCGGCUCCGCCAUCAAACAGAACCAGAUUCGUCCGCUGCAGCUGCAGGCGGCUGGGCGAGGCUAUGCCGCCUCCACGGCCACGCCCACGCCGCCGGCCAGCUCGCCGAGCAGGAGCUCCCUGGAGAGCAGCGAGCUGACCAGCUGCACCAGCACGAGUCCCUCGUGCGGCCACAAGGAGCUGAUGCUGCUGCCCACGUCCGUGAUCAGGGACGACAGCGUGACCACCUACACGCUGACCCUGCCGCCCGCCCUGCCGCCGCCGACGAGGCGGAAGAUGCACCAGACCAGCCAGGAGCUGGCCGAGCUGGCCGAGACCCUAGGCUUCGCCGGCGGCGGACUGCAGCAGAGCCAGCACAGCCAGACGAACAGCCGCACGCUGCCCAGCUUGGGGAACGUCUAUCGGCGGCAGAGGAGGAAGCACUUCCUGCGGACCCGCUCGCCCACCCUGUCGCCCAUCCACGAGUCCGGCCUCUCGAACCCCACGUCGCCGCAGCCCCUGAGGCACCUCCACCAGAGCGCAGCCACCUCGAACUCCAACCCGGCCAAAGCCACGUCCUCGCCGCUGCUGAGCCGCAACGCGGGAUCCGGACACCCCUCGGCGCUACUGGUCCAGAACCUGUGCAGCCUGGCGGGGGAAACGCUGAGGAAGACCGCCUCGAACAGCUCCCUGCAGAGCCUCAGCUCCAAUUCGAGCAGCACCUAGACGUAGUGUCCGGUGUCUUGGUUUCUGCUUAGUGCUUAGGUUAGGUUAGGAGUUCCGGAAAUCAAUUAAUCCGCAAAUAGGCAUCGAAAGUCAUAACUGGAAUCAAUUAAGCCCGAGGAGGAGUGGGUGGUAGGUGGCGGGCUGUCAGGGCCAGGAAAGGAAAUUGCCUGUGAAGCGAAGCGGUUUCAUGGCCAACUUAAUUACCGCUUUCGAUCGGGGCGUCUUUGUUUGAGUUGGCCAACUGCUUAUUUGAUUUAUUGAGAGUCAGAUGGGAAUAGGUAAUGGGAAACAGGGAAUUUCUUGCAGGACGUUUGGUCAGACGGAAUGUUUUAUGUUUGACGUAUUUUGUUAGCUUAUUAACUAAACAAAUUUAAACUGGUCCAAUCAAUUAGUCAAUGGAAUUGUGAGGGCUAUCCACAAAGGCUCCUUACUCAUAACAAUUUUUCAGAGACUUACUUUGGUUCUUAACUUUUGAUUUAUAGCUCUAGUCUUACUAAGAAAAUCUCAAGUAGAAGCGGUUAUUUCGUUCUGUUAAAGCUUUUCCAGCUGCAUUCUGAAGUGCAAUGUGCUUUGUUUUUGUAAAUCUUCAUUUUAUGCUUGGAUAAAUUGAUAUUUUCCAAGCGUUAUCCUUUGAAGCGCUUUCUUCCCCUUCGUCCGAGGGAAUUUUUGGAUGAAUGCCUGGCAUUUGCUUUGAGCUCCCGUUGCUCCAUCCGGAACUUCGUCGUUGGCAUCGUUAGUCCCUGACUGCAUUUCCCCCAAACUAAACGUGUCUUUGGCAUCCAGUGAAUGACUUUGCAGUUGAAUUGAUAAAAUAUGCAACAGCAUGUCGUGGAGUUUGGGAGUUGGGUGACUUCCCCCCAGAGCUCACUCUUUCUGACGCACCCGCUCCUCGCUGGUAUUGAUUUUCAUUUUGGAAAACGUGUAGCGAAGGCGUCGGGUGAUUACGUAUUGUAUCUGCAGCUGAAUCCCCGCCCGUAUCUGUAUCUGUAUCUGAAUCCGUGAGGCUGUGUAUCCGGCUGCAAAGCAGGGGAAACGGGGACGAGGGCACCACUGCAGCAUGUUGCCAAAUUGUUACGCAAAUGUUUUCAUUCGAUUUAAAUUCAAAUGCAGGGAAGCAGGCCCAACCGACUGCCGAUGGCAAUUGUCAUGGGUUCUAAACUUGAUUUUGACGACUGUCGCUGGGCCCAUUAAAUAUGCCGAGCUGAAUAAUUAAUGCCGCACAAGUCAAGAAAAACAUGACCUGAACGGGGCGGGGAAGGGGAAGUGCGUCAAAUUUGAAAGGCGGCAUUGGAUUGAGCUCACCGCUCAUCCUGCUCGAUUGUCAGACAGACAGCUAUCGGGGAUUGCCCGGCUAAAAGCACGGAUACUAUUCCUAUGCCACAUGGACGGAUAGACAGCCAUAACGACUACGCACAUGACACUCCGGGCUUCAGGUGGUGCCACUGGUUUUUAUCGCCGCCCCCCAGGCAGUCGGCGGUUGGCGUUAUUGAAACUGACAGCGGGAGGAGUCCAUUUUUAACCAGCGGAGGAGCAUGUGGAGCAGGAGUGGGGUUACGAGUGGGAGUGGGAGUGGCCGGUGUAUCAGACAGAUGGAUUGCUGCAAACGAUUCGCUUUGAGUACGCAAACUGUCCGUUGAGUGGCUCGGGCUUGAGUGUGAUUAGAUUUUUUGUGACCAGUCCGAAUCAAUUUAUGGCAACCUGAAUCACAGAAUGCCAACUAGAGGUCGAACGUGUCUUUAAUGGUUUCAGUGGCCUCUAAAAAUACCUUAGUAAAUAUUAAAUAUUAAAAAUAUUAAAGGUCACGUGAAGAGGCAGUACUUAAUGCCACCUAAAAAGCAUAAAUAGAUGAUGGUAUAGAACAACUACUAGACUUCAGGCAACUCAAAACAAAUGUCCAUUAACAAGAAACCAUGAUUAAUUUGCUUUCAAAGUUGGUAAAGCUUCUCACAAACUUUCUGGUUAAAUAGUUAAACAGGAAUCUAGAGUAGAGUUCGUUUGCCACUUUCAACUAUUCCUGCUCUUAAUGGCAUCCCCUAGCUUAUGAGGACAUAAUCCAAAGUUUUCUUGGGUAUCUUGGGCAUUUAAAUAGUUUCACUUUGUUAACUCGUUUAUUAAGUUUGCUUGCUGCUCCAACUGCAUUUAAUAAGAGAUUGAAAACUGAAUUAGUUUUAAUAUUUAACAACGUUGUUGCAAGUCAGCAAAGUCUUGGGACCGUUUUUAAAUGGGUUUAAUAUAAGUUGGUGUGCAAAUAACGCUGAAAACAUUCUUGUCACAUGGCCUGGUUCUUUGACACUUGUUCCGUGUUCCCUUAGCCAACUUUCCAAUUAACUAAUUCAGCUUUCUUGUGCAUUUCGCAAGUAUUUCGGUCACUCUGUCGGCGGAUUGGGGCCAAAAUAAAUGGCAAGUUAAUUAUAGAGACCCCGUUCUUGCCACACACGGCAAAUCAACUCGACUCGACUGCAAAUACGGCUGCCUCACACAGAUAGCCAACACAGCGAUGGGGUUAGAAAGAGACGGGGGAUGGGGGGGAGCGGGACGGGGAGUCAUUGAGCCCGUAUCUGAAAAGACGCGACUUCCGGCGGACUGACAUGCAUUUCUGCAGUUGCCUCGCUUCGAGUUCGGUUCGUUUGCAGUGACAGCGGACAGACGCCUGGUAAAUGACUGAAAAUAACAUAAUGCAACGACUAUAAAUGGAUUUUCAAUGCAGACUUGGCUCCACUGACAGCUGGAGCAACAAUUUCUUGCCUUUCUCAUUUCGCCUCGUUCAUUUCCGCCAGCGAAACCCGCUGCAUACUUUUGAGGGCGCUUCUGCGGCUCACAAUCGGUGUGCAUGUGUGGGUGUGCCUGCGUGUAUGUGUGUUGGUGUGUUUGUGUGUGCGAAAAUGUUUAAUUUGAUGGCACUUGGCGUUAACAUUGGGAGCUGCACCUGCUGCCUGAGAACACACGAACACAGAAGCCGCCGCGCUUCAUUACGUAUCCGACAUGUGCGCCACAUUCAUUAUUCCCUGCGUGUUUUGUUUUAUUACGGAAUUGGAAAACGACAGGGAACUACUCUGAAUACAAAUGCCUUAUAACUAUCUUUAGACUUCUCUCUGGUGGAGAGUUUUAAACUUGUUUCCCAUUGUUUUGUUUUGCAAGUUCGCUUUAUAAAACAUUUUGUUGCUUCUUUUCUGCCCCCAAGAGUUUUUCUUCACUCUUUGCAGACUUUGUGCAGCACAAAAGCUUGCUGAAAUUUGAAUUUUAAAUAGGAAACACCAAAGUGGCUAUCUCUUGCUCUUUUUUCUGCCUCGCGCAAUCUUUUGCAAUGGCAGACUUUUUUCCGGAUUCUCGCCUUUGCUGAGCUGUUGCCGCCCAUGUAUCCGAACUACACACAUUCAUCCGGCUGUCUGGCCAUCCCUUCUGGUCAUUCAGUCACACUCCGAAGGCGUCUGUCCGUGUGCAUGCACCUGAGGUCCCGGAGACACCUGGAGGACUUCGGUUUUUUUCCAGCGCGAAUGCUUUCACUCCGCUGCGGAGGUAUUCAUAUGGAUGUGCAAACGCAGUGCCAACAGAAAUACCGGAUGUGUCUGUGCGUAUUUAUUUGUAUAAAAAUAUAUUCGACUUUAAUUGCAUGUUCGUGUCAUGUUCGCUGGCUCCUGGCUUGUGGCCACGCCCCCGAAAGGGGCUAGGGAGAACUGCCAGGCAACGCCCUCGAUUUUUCAGUUCGAUUCCCGCUUGUGAAGUUUGUUUACGAGACAUAAAGCACAAAUAUUCCAUCUAGAACCGGGCGGGGGCUUCUCCCACUUGACUGACUUUCCCUAUGGCAACAAAUGCAACUCCCUGUUGUUGUUGUCAUGACCACUUGUUGUUGUUGUUGUUGCCCAGGUUAUAUUGCCGUGCAUCAAUUAUAAAACAUUUCUUGUUGCCGUUUCAAUACUGCCUUGACAUGCAAACCGAAAAUGUUUUGCAUUUUUGGCUGGGACACAGUGAAGCACUGGGAUAAACCGUGAGUAAUGAGUUGGUUGAAUUUAAAGCAACCAGUGAGUGACUUUAAUGGCUUUUUCUCGCAGUGUGGCAGCAACGCCUUCUCGAAAAUUUGUCUAAUUUCUCAGGUCGCCUGCAGGAGAGGUUCGCCCACUUGGCUUGGCUCUAUGCAAACGAAUUAUGAUUGAUGGGGCCCGAAUUGGGUGCGAUGUCUCAUCAGUGCAGACAGUUGCCUUCGGCCCAGCUGCUCCACCUCCACCUGCGCUCCGGGUUGUUAUUAGCAGUGGUGGUUGGGUUAACUCCGGACCCCGUUCCACCUGGGCUGGCGACCUGCCGACGUGCCACUCCCCCAAAGGCCCACGCCUUUUGUUUCGACUUGCGCCCUGCAAUGACAUUUUCAGUUGCUUUGCUUUCCUUUUUCGUUGGUUCAACGAACUCCUGCACUCUUUUGUUGAAUUCCCAGUCAGGUGGAAUAUGCGGAGCACAUAGACAUAGGUGGCCGACCCGACCGACCUACCGACCGACGGACCGACCGCCUCGCCUCCUCUGAUUCUGAUAUGCUUUUCAAUUUAGUUAAUGACUUUCCAGAUAGGCCCUUGAACCGAUUUGUGGGCAGAUCUUCCUGUAACUUAGGCUUAAACAAAUUAACAAAGAAAAGUUGAGGAAAAUAACAAUGUGUAUGAGACUGGAAACACGGAGAUAGGAAAAGGAAUGUAAGAAACCGAAUAAAAGAUUGAAGAACGAAACAAUAAUUGUAUUAAUUUAGCCCAGCCAAUCGAAUGUGAAAUGAAAAGCACAAAGCAAAAACAAAUAUAUUUUGAUAAAUUGUGCAGUUAACAAAGUCCAUUACCAACAAAUUUAAAUGAAAACGAAAUAGAAAGAUAUUUACGAGUAAGCGAAAAGUAGAGAGACAUUUAAAGGAAGCAAACCCAAAUAAGUAUGCUACAGAAACGAGUUGAAAUUUAGUGGAUUUGGGGCAAUGCUUUGUACCAUAUAAAAUAAGUAUAAAACUGGUUUAAUCUGAAAUAAAUAAAUGUAACUUUA